AUGGAUUAUUCACACACUACUUUUUUCCCUGGCGCUCCGCCGUACCAGUUCAUGGGAGCAGCUCAGGUUCCUCUGACGCCCUCGCAUUCCAACUCGGUAGCCUCGGAAGACUACAACAACACAUCGUCUCCGGAAAUCUUCGACCAGUAUCCGAACGGGAUACCUCCCGAACAGUUCCAGAAUUUCGAUGGCUAUGUGCAGUUCAAUCAUGGCCAGACCUUCCCGGGCCCGCCCACGCCGCCGGGGCAGCUUCCGGUGCAUGCCUCGGGACCCUCAGUGAACGGCGCUGUCCACCCAGCUGGUCCCACAUCCGAGAUCCUAUCCGUCUCGAAACUCGAGGCCGAGGAGAAUCGCAGACAGGGUUCGAACUCGGAAGACGACGACUUGACCCCUGCUCAAUCGAGGCGAAAGGCCCAGAAUCGUGCAGCUCAACGUGCAUUUCGGGAGCGCAAGGAACGCCAUGUCAAGGACCUCGAGAGCCGCCUCAACGAGCUCGAGCAGGCACAGACCGAAGCCGUGUCCGAGAAUGAGCGACUGAAACGCGAUCUCCAGAAGAUGGAGACGGAGAACGAGAUUCUGCGGGCAACGUCGAUGGUGGCUCCCAGCGCCGGGUCCCCGGCCGCCGCCGCACCGACAACGACGGGGCCGAUGACGUACAACCCCACCGACUUCUACAGCAACGUCCUGCAGGGCCACGCCAACAAGUCGCCGAGUCACAGGGUAGUCACGAGCGAGAAAGGGGAGCGUCUCCUCGCCGCAGGGGCGACCUGGGAAGUCAUCAUCAACCACGAGCUAUUCAAGCGUGGGCUCGUCGAUGUUAGCGCCGUUAGCGAGCGCCUGAAACCCCAAGCCAAGUGUGACGGUCAGGGCCCGGUGUUCGAAGAGAGCGCCAUCCUCGAGGCCAUCAAGCUCAGCGUCGAAGAGAACAGCGACGAGCUGAUAUAA
Chaetomium fimeti is the source of this 945-nucleotide messenger RNA. RefSeq lists its product as uncharacterized. Gene Ontology annotation, cellular component: RNA polymerase II transcription regulator complex. The record is from RefSeq and is a predicted model, not a curated record. NCBI's taxonomy places the organism in Eukaryota, Fungi, Ascomycota, Sordariomycetes, Sordariales, Chaetomiaceae. Gene Ontology annotation, biological process: regulation of DNA-templated transcription. The transcript is spliced from 3 exons. The coding region runs from base 1 to 945 and encodes 314 amino acids. Gene Ontology annotation, molecular function: transcription cis-regulatory region binding; DNA-binding transcription activator activity, RNA polymerase II-specific.